Messenger RNA from Daucus carota subsp. sativus, 2927 nucleotides. RefSeq lists its product as uncharacterized. The transcript has 5 exons. Lineage: Eukaryota; Viridiplantae; Streptophyta; Magnoliopsida; Apiales; Apiaceae. Bases 216 to 2852 code for a protein of 878 amino acids. The record is from RefSeq and is a predicted model, not a curated record.
UAUUAAUAUGAUCAUAGGAUUAUUGAGCUUAUAUUAGCUAUAGCUGUGGUGGGUACACUUGCAAAAAGUCAAUACUAAACUGCUGUUUGGUCUUCUUGCUUGGAUCUGGGGUGUGUUGACCAGAUAUGCAUUGCAUUGCAGGGAGGCUGAUGAGGGUGAUCACUGUUGAAUGAGGCCUUGCUGCUACAGAUACUUGCUUUCAUGAAUAUAAGACAAUGCCACCAGAGAAUUUGAGAUCAAUUGCAUACAGAUCAUUUGUCACUUGCGAUGAUCCCAAAGGAGUUGUGAAUUGCGGGAUUAGAAGGCACAAGAGUUCUAAAAAAUUGGAGGAGAAGCUUGAGCAACCAAAAAUGCUGAAGAAGGUAAAUUCUACAUUGCGCUAUGAAGAGAAGAAAGAGGUGGUUUCUAAAGGGGGAAUGGAAGAGUCACAUCGUUCAUCGUCCUUUCAGUUAAUGGAGGUAUCCAGGGGAGCUCAAAAGCUGAACCAAGUUAUAGAUUCGUGGUCUAGGCGUGCAAGCUUUGAUGGGGGGUCUAAAGAUUAUGCAAAAGACUUGUUGUUGGGUGCUCUUGAUCUGCAAGAUUCUCUAGCCAUGCUUGGUGAAUUGCAAGAAGCUUCACAGUAUAGGACAAAUUUGAAGAAAAAGGAGAAGGAAAAGCCUUGUGUAAGUAAAGUUGAUGAAGUGGGAAUUGCAAGAACUAGUUCUGACAGAUAUGGAAAUCCAAAGUAUCAAAAUCCAAGACCUUCUGGCGAUGGGUCUUCGAGGGAUUGUUACGAUGAGCUCCGGGAAGUUAUCAGGGACAGCCUUGCUAGACAAAAUUUGUUGCCAACUCAGUCAUCCAGAGAGAGUGCUAGACAGAAUUUGUCGACACCUCAGUCUUUUAGAGAGAAUGCUUAUUUUGACAGAAAGAAAAUGAACUCAUAUGGCGAUAUACCCUCUACUAGUUCAUCAAGCAUAUCUUCAAUGACUUACUCUCAUGAUUUUGCUUCUUCUGUAAGUACUAGUUCAUCGAAGAUUCCAGAGGGGAAGCCAAGGACCUCAAAUUUGGUUGCAAAGCUUAUGGGUUUGGAAGAUAUUUCAUCAAAACCUUUACAGCCUGCCUUGCAAAAGCAUUUGCAGAGAGAAAGUGUUUUGAGUCAGACACCUAUCUUUGAUGUUGAUAUGAAUAAGGAAAGGAAACCUCAGUUUGUUGGUCAAAAGAUGGACAGGUCUAUGACACUGGAAGAAAUCAUCGAUAAUAUGCAGUUCCAAGGACUUCUAAAACACAAUCAGCAUCAGGCAUAUCAUCAAAACACUUCCUUUAAAGAAAGAAGAGUAAGCUAUGAUGCCUCGCCUAUUGUGUUAAUUAAACCUACAUAUCCAGGUGUAGAAGUCAAAAAGCACUCUCCACAUAGAUUCAUCCCUGAUGAAGCAGCUUUGAACUCUGAGAUAAAGCAGAGAUUCUGGAAAACAGAAGAGGAGAUUACCUCUAAAAUUAAGGAGUAUCCUAGAAGGCCUUCGAACUCUAAUGAAUCACGCAGAAAGUUGCACUCGGGAGAUUCUGUAGUAAAAAAGUUGUCCCCAGAAAAAGGAGCUAAGACAAGUAGAAAUGUACUAGCAAAGCCACGAGAUGUAGAAGUCAUUAGCGAGAAAAAAGUGUCUUCAAAUAAGAUAAAUGCAUCUGUGCCUAUCAGUCCUUCACCGCCAAAGGAGAUAGUUGUGAAGAAAAUUGACAAGAUCCGUAAGGCUACAAGUAAAAAGAAACUGCCCGAGAUUGAAGAUGUGAUAUCUAAAAGUGUUCCUGAAAGUCAUGGGCAUGACAGUGUUCCUACUAUGAAACUAAGAAAGUCUGAAACUGGAUCUAGCAAUUUGAGCAAAAAUUCUGGUACUCAGAGGAAAGGAUCAGGUCUCAAUUCCCCAAUAAAGCACACAAAAUCAACAUCGUCUUGUGGUGAUAGUGUUCAGAAAAGGACUGUGAAGAACAGUAAGCCAGUAAAGGAGCCAGUAACUGCUAACAGAAGUAUUCCUGUUCCAAGCAUAGUACACAAUGAUGACAAUAAUAUGGCUCACAUAAAAGAGAAGUUGAGUUCAAAGAUGGUAGACAGUGAACCAGAUGUGCAACUUGUUCUUGAAGAAGAGAUGGAUGAUUCUGAAAUUCCUAAAAAAGAAAACUGUGAUAGCAACCUCGAUAAAUUUUGUGAAGACUCAGCGCAUCCCACCACACUGCUUUGUGAAGAUUCGGCGCAUCCCACCCUCCUUGAAAAUGGCACAGAUUCAGCGCAUCCCACCCAGCUUAUAAAUGGCACAAUACGUCAUGACGAGGCACCGGAACAGAGCAAGCAUGACUCGAAGGAAAGCGAUGUUUUCCAACCAGAAACCACUAAAGCAACUCCAGAAACUCUCCAACUGGUAGAGGAGCCCUCUGAGAAUUUUGAUGCAUCUCAACAAAUAGUCUCAUCAACAUUGACCGGCGUAUAUGAUAGUGCACCACUAGAUUCCAAACUCUUAGUGGACUAUGCAAGUGAACUACUGGAGAUCAAAAACCACAAACUACUCAUGAACCCAUUUCUAAAUCUAGCCAAUGAUUCAAGACUCUGCAUGUCAAACAAUAACCUAUUGGAGGAAGCUCGUAUCGGGAUGGAGAACCUAAGGAGCUACGGUCAACCUGGGUUAAACAGUGCUCCUGCUUCAGAUAUCGUAUUUUCGGUGCUUGAAAGAGAUUUGCGGUGCAAGGGAGUUGCUGCUGACGGGCCAUGGAACUUGGGUUGGAGGGAGGGGUUUACUAACAACCAAGUUGAGCAAAUAGUUAGUGACUUGGAAAAGCUAGUAUUUAGGGAGUUGAUUGAUGAGGUUCUUGCAGAUUCUGUUGUCUAACUAACUCAUCAUUUUACUUUGUCAUGUACAUUUAUUAUAAAAAUCUUAGUCUAUACAAAAGGUAAGCUUGUGUAA